GAUAAAUCCGCGGUCACACUGGUUGCGCUGAAUUCUUAAAAAUUUGUUUGCAGCAGCGACGAAAAUGAUGCAGAUGAAAGAGUACAAGGAGGUGCCUCAGGACGUUCCUCAGGACGAUACUGUGGUGCGUCAGCCCACGUCUGCAGAUGCUGUCAGGAUACCAUCUGGACCUGAGAACUGGAUGUCAAUACCCGUGGGCAUGCCCAACUGUCCCCAAGGACUCGAAUAUCUGACGGCUCUGGAUCAAUUGCUGGUGUCACAGAAAAUCGAAAAACUGGAGCUCCUCACCGGCUUCGAGACGAAGAACCGCUUCAAAAUUAAAAAUUCGCUGGGACAGAAUGUUUAUUUCGCUUACGAGGAGAGCGACUGCUGUACCCGUAACAUGCUGGGCAGAGCGCGGCCCUUCGAGAUGAAGAUCCUGGACAACUUCCAGAACGAGGUACUGCACCUAACCCGUCCGUUUCGCUGCGAUGUGCUUUGCUGCUUCCCUGACUGCUUGAACGCUGUGGAGGUGUCGGCGCCGCCGGGACAGGUUAUUGGAACAGUGGAGCAGGUCUGCACAUUCCUACGACCAAAAUUGAACAUCAAGAACUCGUUUGGCGAUACUGUUUUGCACAUCGAGGGCCCCAUCUGCCCCUGCAAGUGCUUCAGUGAUACCAAUUUCAAGGUAUUGAGCGCCAAUAACGAGGAGAUCGGAAAGAUAAGCAAACAGUGGUCGGGCCUGGGCAGAGAGCUGUUCACCGAUGCAGACUAUUUUAGCGUCACGUUUCCCCUGAACCUGGAUGUGCGCAUGAAGGCCCUCAUAUUUGCAGCACUCUUUCUGAUUGAUGUGGUCUACUACGAGCACUAAUCCUGAUGCCACAAUUCGAUUUAUGGACAAACACACACACACACACACACACACACAUUAUAUUUGCCGACUGCUUAGUGGUUAGACGUGUUGCAUCGUCAUAGCAUUUAGGGUUUUUUUUACACAUCACUUAAUCGCAACCAACCGCAUUUUCUGGGAAUAUGAGAACGUGCAACUUUUUGAUCAACUUGGAAUCUCCCACGUAAACCGAAACUGGAUGUGAAUGGAAUCUCCCCUCUGAGGGAAUGGAUUGGAAUGAUUUGCAUACAUACAUCGUAUGUACUCGCGCACAAUGUUUAAUUGAAAUGCCGCUGAGUCGUUGCCUUUUCUGGCUUGGCAUUUAAAUCGCACAAAAUCUGUAGCACUGAAACACACACACGAACAAAAACGAGAACGAGUGCCUUAUGACGUCCUAGUUGUUCCCCCACGGUUCCCCAAUCUAUAUACCUCGACAUAGCUUUGUUCUACCCAAAGGUCGGAUCGGAGCACAGCAGGAAUACUUAAUAACAGCAACAAUUGCGUACCUAACUAAAUGGUUAACCUAUUUGUAAUCUGACACACAACAUAUUAUCGAAUAUUUUUAUAU
Messenger RNA from Drosophila miranda, 1436 nucleotides. RefSeq names its product phospholipid scramblase 1. The coding region runs from base 65 to 850 and encodes 261 amino acids. Gene Ontology annotation, molecular function: phospholipid scramblase activity. Gene Ontology annotation, cellular component: plasma membrane. Gene Ontology annotation, biological process: plasma membrane phospholipid scrambling. The record is from RefSeq and is a predicted model, not a curated record. NCBI's taxonomy places the organism in Eukaryota, Metazoa, Arthropoda, Insecta, Diptera, Drosophilidae. The transcript is spliced from 4 exons.